UGAGCAUGAGGCAAAGAUCCUGAAUAGUUGAUGAGACAAUAGUUCGUUUGACAGAGAGGAAAGAACAGAAUCUCUUUCUCCGCUCUGAACAGUGCCAGAGAACUGUGAUGGAAAAUUACUCUGAGAAUAUGUAUGUGUGUGCAUAAGAGAGAAGGAGAGAAGGGACGAGGGAGCGAGGACAAGAAGAAAAGUGGAUGAAAUGGUCAGCAUAAAAGAAAGUCCAGAAAUAAAGUUGUCAGAGAAGCACGGUGAGAGAUGUUAAAGGCGCUUUGGUGAUUGCAGUGCUUAGUCAGGGCCUGGGUAUGGAGAGCCUCGCACCUGAGAAUCACAGACACUUCGGCUGGAGCGGCUGGAGGAACUUGCUGUUGCCGCAAUUGAACCUGCGCUCACUCUAUAUCUACGGCAGUGAGGUGGCUGUGGAGAAGGAGUGUAUCCGACAGAAAAAGGAGGGCAUAUUUGUCAUCCAUCCCUUCAGUCUUUUUAGGAGUUACUACAUCAUGUGUAUGGUGGCCAUAACAUUUCUGAAUCUAAUUGGCAUCCCAAUGGAGAUCGCCUUUCUAGAUGGGAACAGUGGAGUAGGAUGGGAAGGCUUUAAUGUCUUCUCGGACACCCUGUUUCUGAUUGACGUAGGCCUUAACUUUCGCAUGGGUAUCAUCGAUGAGGACAGCGAGGGAGCCGUUCUUGAUUUGAAAAGCAUUCGACAACAUUAUUUAAAGAGCUGGUUCGUACCGGAUAUGGUGGCAGCAUUCCCAGUUGGAUACAUACUACUAAUUGCGGACCUGCAGUACCAUGGUGACUCUCCAUCAUCCAAAGCAAACAAAAUGAUGCGCAUCUUGAUGUUCGUGAGAAUCCUCAGUCUCGUUCGCCUGUUGCGUGUGUCCCGGCUUGUUAGGUUUUUCAAUGAGGUAGAAAGAGUUUCAAAUGCUAACCUGGAGGUGGUGAGGAUAUUCAUGAGAAUCUUGUCUUUAUUUAUGAUGAUUUUCCUGCUGUGCCACUGGAAUGGCUGUAUUCAGUAUUUCGUACCCAUGCUUGAAGAGUUUCCAUCAGACUGCUGGGUUAGAAGAGAGAAUCUAAUGAAUGAUACAGUGGGGGAGAAGUAUUCUUUUGGAGUCUUUCGAGCCCUCUCUCAUAUGACUGCAAUAUCAUAUGGUUCCUCUGACACACCAACAAAUGAUGUUGAGCUGUGGAUCGUCAUGACAAGCAUUGUAUCCGGUGCCCUUAUGUAUACGGUCAUGGUCGCCAACACUGCUGCUUUGAUGUCUGAUGUGGACAUAACAUCAAGGGCUUAUAAAAACAAGAUGAAUCAUCUGGAAGAUUACAUGACUUUCAUGAAACUUCCCAAAGGUCUGCGUAUGCGCAUUAACAACUACUUCCAGGCCCGUUAUGCAGGAAAAUGGUACGAUGAGAAAGACGUCCUGAAGUGGGUGUCCUCAUCUCUCAGAGAGGAAAUACUGAUGACCAUAUGCUUGAGCCAUGUGAGGAAAGUUCCUAUGUUCCAAAACCGUGAUAUAAACUUCAUCAAUAACAUUCUAAUGGAGCUUCAGUAUGAGGUCUAUCAGGAGGGCGAGAUCAUCAUCCUUAAGAAUACUCCCGGUGACCGCAUGUUCUUUAUUGAACAUGGGCAGGUCCUUGAGAAGAAUGAGUUUUUCGAGAGGGAACUGUGUGAUGGAGACUAUUUUGGAGAGUCGUGUCUCAUAACAAAAGAAAGGCGUUUGGCUACAGUACAAGCUCAGACUACCAGUCAGCUCUUUUCCCUGUCAGUGGACUGCUUUCAUCGUGUACUGCAGGACUAUCCUGAGAUUAAGAGGGACCUGGAAUCACCUCAACAGGAUAAAGACCUUCUGUUAUUAUAAUGAA
Molecule: messenger RNA, 1857 nt
Organism: Triplophysa rosa
Lineage: Eukaryota; Metazoa; Chordata; Actinopteri; Cypriniformes; Nemacheilidae
Gene: hcn5
Product: hyperpolarization activated cyclic nucleotide-gated potassium channel 5
Exons: 10
Coding region: 303-1853 (516 amino acids)
Biological process (GO): monoatomic ion transport; transmembrane transport
Cellular component (GO): membrane
Molecular function (GO): monoatomic ion channel activity
Source: RefSeq, a predicted model, not a curated record